Molecule: messenger RNA, 1869 nt
Organism: Zasmidium cellare ATCC 36951
Lineage: Eukaryota; Fungi; Ascomycota; Dothideomycetes; Mycosphaerellales; Mycosphaerellaceae
Product: GMC oxidoreductase
Exons: 2
Coding region: 1-1869 (622 amino acids)
Molecular function (GO): flavin adenine dinucleotide binding; oxidoreductase activity, acting on CH-OH group of donors
Source: RefSeq, a predicted model, not a curated record
AUGGCGCAUUCAGCCCUCUCGAACAAGUCCUUCGACUUCAUCAUCGCCGGUGGCGGGACAGCAGGUCUGGUGUUGGCUUCACGCCUCACGGAGAACCCAGACUUCAAUGUUCUGGUUAUCGAGGCUGGAUCCGAUCGACGAGGUGAUCCUAUGAUUAGCACUCCCGGUACCUUCCUUCAACUAUACGGCAACAAGAAGUACGAUUGGGACUUCAAGACGGAACCCCAAAAGAGCGAGAAUGGCGCCGUGCAUUGCUGGCCACGAGGCAAGGGGCUUGGUGGAUCGUCGAUGAUUAACUUCUUGAUGUACUCGCAUUGCUCGAAGAGUGAUUUGAAUAUCUGGAGAGACCUAGGCAACCCAGGCUGGGGCUGGACCGAUAUCAUCCCCUACUUCCAACGGAUCGAACGAAUGCACCUGCCGUCAGACCCAACACGCACCGCACUCUCAACAGAAUAUAUCCAACCCUCUCUCCGCGGCACCUCCGGCAUGAUCCACACGUCCUGGCAAAGCGACGCCUUCAGCUGGGCGCAGGAGACGUGGCCGAAGCAGAGUAAAGCGAUGGGGUAUCCGACGUCGACGGAUCCCCGGACGGGCACGAGUCUGGGUUUGUUCAACCAGCUGACGUGUGUGGAUCCCAAAGACGGCACGAGGAGUUAUGCUGCGACGUCGUAUUUUGUUGCAGCAGAGGGGCGGAAGAACUUGACAGUCGUGACGGAGAGCGUGGUUAAGAAGAUCCUCUGGGAUACAUCAGGCUCGAAGCCCCGAGCAAUCGGCGUCGAAAUGGAAACAAACAGCUCAACGAUCCAAGUGCAAGCAACCAAAGAAGUCCUCCUCAGCGCCGGCACAAUCCAAUCCCCCCAACUCCUCGAACUCUCCGGAAUCGGGGACCCAACCCUCCUCCAAACCCACGACAUCCCCCUCGUCGUGUCCAACCCCUCCGUCGGCGAGAACCUCCAAGAACACCCCAUGGUGGUCCUCUCCUGGACCACCAAACCGGGCCACCCCACUGCAGAACACCUCCGCGACGACCCUUCCCUCCUCGCGCAGGCCAUGGACACGUACGCCAAAACCGGCGGGGGCCCCAUGGCCGCCGCCGUGACCACGACGGGGUUCCUCGACCUUCACUCCGUCACGCGUCCGGGAACGGAUUGGUCCGCCCUCGCGACCCCCGACACACACCUCCCGCAGCGCCAGCUCGACCUCCUGAUGACGCAGCUCGAAGACAAAAAGGAAGCCGUCUACCAAGUCUCCGCCAUCCCCUCCGGCAACACGCCCUCCCUGCGAGGAAUCGGGAAUUCGGCCAUGUUCUUCCAUUCUGUGCCGGGGAAUUACUUCUCCAUGUCGUGCGGGCUCAUGCACGCCUUCUCGCGCGGGAGCGUACAUAUCAAGUCUUCCAACGUCCACGACUACCCGGAGAUCGACCCGCGGUACUUGAGCCACCCGAUGGAUGUGGAGUUGUUAGCCCACUCGCUAUUUCACAUGAAAGAAGUCGUCAAGACCCCUCCAUUAGCAGACUUCCUCAAAGACGCCUCAGACGGCAGCGGCGAGAAGGAGUUCAUGCCCGGGCUGAAACCUUUCAGCACGCUGGCGGAGGCUCGAGAGUUGGCCAAGGAGAGACAGUUGACGAUGUAUCAUCCGACAGGGACGUGUGCGAUGUUGCCGAGGGAGGAGGGGGGCGUUGUGGAUACGGAGUUGAGGGUAUAUGGGACGGAGGGGUUGAGGGUGGUGGAUGCGAGUGUGUUUCCGAUGAAUGUGCAGGGGAAUAUUAUGAGUUUGGUGUAUGCGGUGGCGGAGAAGGCGAGUGAUGUUAUCAAGGAGACGUAUGCUGGGGAGAGGAAGGCGAAUGGGGUGGAUGGGACGAGUCAUUGA